CAGUGAGUCCAGUUGGCUCCACCAGCACGCUUGACGCGGACAACUGGGAGGGGCGGGGCCAGAGAGCGGCUUGAGCCUCUAGUGUGAGCCAGAGAGCCGCUCUUCUCUCGUCAGCUCGUCAUCGUGCGUCAGCCGCCGGGAACCUUCCACCAUCCCGUCUCCGACAUCCAGCAUCCAAGGACGUCCGGCGCCGAGCCUCAUCCGCGGUAAGACCCGCAGUGCUGACGGUUUGGACAGCGGCGGCCCUGUUAGUUGUUUCAUGAUGAAGAUCGAUACCAGCCUGAUCACACCCCAGCUCCCCGAGGCUCUGUCCCAGGCAGGCCUUCAGUUCACCGUGGCCACUGAGGAGGACUUUGAUGACAUCAUGGCUAUGAGCCAGGACAUCUAUGGAGGUCUGGACUACCUUCCCACUAGAUACACCAGUUGGCUGCAGGAAAGCAACCGCACGGUCAUACUGGCACGCAAACAAGGAAAAGUGAUCGCUUUGGAGUCGGUGUGCGUGAUUGACGACGGGGAGACCAUGUUGGUCGAGGGUCUCCGUGUGGCCCCCCAGGAACGAGGCAAAGGCGUGGCGGGAGUCCUGCUGCGAUUUUGCUCCGAUCUCGUCAAAUCCAAAUAUCCAGAGGUGAAAGUGAGUCGCCUGACUCGUGACGACCAACUUGGACCCAAGGACUUCCAGAAGUAUCGCAUCAUAACCAAGCAGGGCAUCCUGUUGGUGCGUUUCCGAGCUGAAGACCUCAAGUUACGUUUGUCUGAUCUUGGUGGACAUAUCCAGCCGCCGCUGUCCACCUUCUUCACAAAUGGGCCUCCCGUACGUCUAGACAACAGCACCAUUAAUCGUCUGUAUUUGACCACUGACCUGAUGCAGGGGGUCCUUCCAAACGCCACCAUCAUCCAAGACUGGCAGCCAUUCAAACCUCUGCCCAGUAACAUGGCCAUCCUGAUGAAGAAGGACAUUGAUUGGAUGGUGGAUGAUGCCUCCAAGCCUACCGUGGGCAGCCUCUGCACUUUCCCAUUCAAGGUCCCGAUCGGAGAUGAUUGGUAUUACCUGAACAUCGAUAUGUUCGGCAAAGAUCUGGACCUGGUCCGCCAGCAGUUCCUGUGUCAUCUUCAGCGCCACACCGCCACUCUGAAGGGUCACGUGAUGUGCCAGAUGUUCCUGGACCCGCCUCUCUGGAAGCCAAUGGUCGACUUUUGCCGCGACAUUCUGAAAGUGGAGCUAGUGAAGGAAUACACAGAGCAAUGCGUCGUGGAAUCAGACGUCAUGUAGUCACCAGCAAGGAGGCCAACGGACACAGCUCGAUGAGCCGCAGCGACUAACCAUACUACAUAUGUUAGAUUAGAAUACUGUCAAUCAUUCUACAGUCAAGAGUUUGAAACAUAAGUGGAUAUUAUUUUUUUGAAAUAACGACAGGGGGAUCCUAAAUACUUUUGAUAAGAGUUGGUUGAUAAUAAUUCCUAUGCUGAGUCCAUUCCCUAGUACACAGAGUUCAUAUUCAGAUUUUAAAGUCAUGGACCACUGGGCUUCUCAUAACGUACUCUACAACCAAGUGAGGGGUUCAGGUUGCAGAUAUGUAACCUAAAAAGCUCCUCUUUGAAGGGGGCGAAUAACCCUUUGGGCAUUUCAAACCUUGCUGCUGUUUGCUGUAAAUAGAACCACGACGACUUGAGUUGGCUUACAACAUCUGCACAACUCUGAAGGCACUUUAAAAUUGACAAAGACCUGCUGUUAGGAUAGUAGAAGACAAAAUAUAGCAACCGUAAACUAAUUCUCCUUUUGGCGAAAUGAACAUUUUUUUUUGUUGUUGUUGUCAUAUUUCAUAACUGUGAAUAUAUAUAUGUACGUUACUGAUUCACUAUUUUUGCAGGAACAAACUUUCUAAAGCUGUGAGUGGAAUAGAGGCUUUUGGUUAUGGAUAGAAUAAUGCCAAACUACAAUGCUAAUGCUUGAACAUGCUCAACAGUGUAAAAAAAAAUAAAUAAAUAACCGGGGUUAGAACAAGUACAACUGAUACUUAACCAUUACAAACAGUGUUACUGGAACUUCUACAUACUUGUGAAGUAGUUUUAAAACCUGCAUACCUCAAAUAGUUUGUUCCAGAAAGCACUUUAUCAACACUGAGUGAGGAUAACUCGAUCUAAGAAGUCAAUAAUAUAACACGGUAGUAGUAGUAGCAGAUAAUGAUUGCAGCACCGUAAGACCAUGGCAGAUUCAUAUUUCAAUCAAAUAUGUGUGGUUUACCGCUCCGAACAGAGGAACGAUCCCAAAUACAAGCACGCCAACAUCAUAAAUGAAACGGAAAAUGCUGUAAUCACAUAAACGCUACAGGAUCAUUCAUUCAUUCAUUCAUUCAUUCAUUUUAUACUGCUUUUUCCUCACGAGGGUCGCGGGGGUGCUGGAGCCUAUCCCAGCUGUCUUCGUGCGAGAGGCGGGGUACACCCUUGACUGGUCGCCAGCCAAUCACAGGGCACAUUGUCUCUGUAUAUUCAUUCAUUCAUUCAUUUUCUACCGCUUUUUACUCACGAGGGUCGUGGGGGUGCUGGAGCCUAUCCCAGCUGUCUUGGGGCGAGAGGCGGGGUACACCCUGGACAGAUCAUAAAACACAUGCAACGGAAAAUGCUGUAAUCACAUAAACGCUACAGUUUCAUUCAUUCAUUCAUUCAUUCUCUACUGCUUUUUACUCACGAGGGUCGCAGGGGUGCUGGAGCCUAUCCUAGCUGUCUUUGGGCGAGAGGCGGGGUACACCCUGGACUGGUCGCCAGCCAAUCACAGGGCACAUUGUCUCUAUAGAUUCAUUCAUUUUCUACCGCUUUUUCCUCACGAGGGUCGCAGGGGUGCUGGAGCCUAUCCCAGCUGUCUUUGGGCGAGAGGCGGGGUACACCCUAGACUGGUCGCCAGCCAAUCACAGGGCACAUUGUCUCUAUAGAUUCAUUAAUUUUCUACCGCUUUUUCCUCACGAGGGUCGCAGGGGUGCUGGAGCCUAUCCCAGAUGUCUUUGGGCGAGAGGCGGGGUACACCCUGGACUGGUCGCCAGCCAAUCACAGGGCACAUUGUCUCUGUAUAUUCAUUCAUUCAUUCAUUCAUUUUCUACCGCUUUUUACUCACGAGGGUCGUGGGGGGUGCUGGAGCCUAUCCCAGCUGUCUUCGGGCGAGAGGCGGGGUACACGCUGGACUGGUCGCCAGCCAAUCACAGGGCACAUAUAGACAAACAACUGCUACAGGAUCAUAAACAAAUGAAAAGUGAAAGAGAAAACAAAGAGAAACAAAACAAAAGUUAGCCAGGCUACCAGGGUCGCUAGACGCCUUUAAGGAUACAAAACAAAAACGUAAAGAAAAAUGAACAUACAUUUCAUUCUGCCGUUUUUUUGGAUUUGCUGCAUUUUUCAUUAGCAUUUCUUUUUGAUCCUGCAGGGUUUAUGUGAUUGCAGCCUUUUCGCUUGUGUUUUUUUGGAUUUGGAUCAUUUCAUGUGUUUGGAGUGGUUGGAUGUUGGCGCAUUUUUUUUACCCUGUCAGUCACAAUAAGUUUUACAUUCAAAUACAAGAAGUGGAGUUUUCUCCAGGGUUCCCCCAUGCGGCUUGAUUGCUUUUACUGUCCAAUCAAAAAUUUGGUGUAUAGACUAGGGGUGUCAUAAGAUCUCGCAAGAUUAAAAGAUUAUCUAAUGGGCACUAGGCCUGCGAUAAAAAUAAAUAAUAAAAUUUAAAAAAAUAAUAAAAUAAAAAUUUAUUCAUUCACUUUUUCCUCACAAGGGUCGCGGGGAUGCUCGAGCCUAUCCCAGCUGUCUUCAGGCAAGAAGCGGGGUACACCCCGGACUGGUCUCUAGCCAAUCGCAGGUCACAUAUAGACAAACAACCAUUCACACUCACAUUCAUACCUAUGGACAAUUUGGAGUCGCCAAUCAACCUAGCAUGUUUUUGGAACAUGCGAAUUCAGAGAUGGCCGAGGGUGGAAUUGAACCCUGGUCUUCUAGCUGUGAGGUCUGCCACUAACCACUAGACCGCCGUGCCGCCAAAUGAAUGAAAACUUCAUAUUUCCAUUUGCAUGCGUCAUAUGCCACCUCCAAACAUACAGAAAGAGAGUUCACUCUGUGCAUUGGUUUCAGCACCUUGACAUGUUACUUCCAUAGAACAAUGGCAUGUACGGAGUGAGCCCUUUUGUCAGUCAUACCAUCUCUACAGUCACUAUGUUACCGCCAGAAAUAGAAGCAUACUAGAAAUUAUAUUAGUAGAUAACAAUAUAUUGUCAGUUGUACUUUUACUUUUCUUACAAGUAAAGUUAAGACCUCGUCUAUUGUCUAGUGACACCCCUAGUAUUUACACUAUAAUAUAAAUACAUAUAUAAAGUGUAAUUAAUUGAUUGUAUUAUGAGAGCCAUUAUUGUAAAGUCACAAACCAGGUAGCCUAAUAAUAAGUUUGUUUUUAACCAAAGAAAGUAGAAAAUGAUCUCAAAGCAGUGCCCUCAUGUUUGCUGCCAUUUGUUCAUUCAUUGAAACAAUACAUACAUACAUACAUACAUAUACGUACCUAUGUAUACAGUCUACAAGAGUAAAAGAUGUUACAUAUACAGUAACGACACAUACAGUACAUGAAUAUCGCAGCUGACUACUUGGAACUAAUUGAUAGAAUUUAUUUUUUUUCCUCACAACCAAACACAGCAUCUGUUUGAAAAUGAAUCCUUAGACUUAUUUUAUUCUUUUUUGUGGUCUUAUUUUUUUUAUGUAACAAAUGUAAAUAGUGGAUGUUGUGCUGGAAGGCUAAAGACUAAUGUUAUUAUUUUGGUGCCGGCAGGAAACCUACAGGGCAUGUGGGGGUGGGAAAGUGGGAAAGUGGGGAAGUCCUUUUUUUUUUUUUUUUUUUUAAAGAAUAAAACAUUCUAUUUUUAAUGUGAAAUUUAAAAUGAUCUCCUGUCACUCGUUGAACCAUGUCAACAAAAAAUUGGUCACAUCACUAAUAUGGUUACUCAGAUAAGAUUAGUGUUUUUUGUAUUUGUGGCGAAAAACAGUUGAAUUUUAUGCAUGCUUGAGACUGCUAAUCUGAUAUUUAAAGUCAAAUAGAAAACUAACACACCGAAAAGAAACAAGUUUUUUAGUUCAAAAUGGGAUCCUGACACUGAAAUACAGCACUUUGCAGUGGAAUAGUGUAACAUUGAUGUGUUUAACAAAUGCCUGUACAAGCCAUUGAGUUCAUACAGUAGGUGAAUGAUGAGCAUGCACUUUAGUAAUCAGUGGCAAUAAUAGCCAAGUAGCAUCCUUAACUUCACCUUGUUGAGCUGUUUUCUAAUCAAUCAAGGCCGUGUGUCAUCCUUAGAAACACAAGAACAGGAUGUAUUAUAAACGCUGUCGGAUAGACAGAGAUGCAAAUACAUUUGAGUAAACUAGUUUUUAAGGCUUGUAGUGAGCGCUUCUAUUUUUGUGAAAACCCCUUUUGCCGCUCACAUUGUCCUUUUUUUUUUAAAGACAUGAUUGUUAAGACUGGCUAGUAUUGCAGGCAAAUUAUAAUCACUGUUAGACUAGUGGAGCGAGAAAUAUGUACUUUUUUUUUAUGUGUACAUUCAAACCUUGUGUGUGCUUGUAAUGUAGUGAUUGAUUCAUCUCGGCAUUGGUUGGUGAUGCCUUGGACCUCCGAAAAAAAAAAGGAGGGACAUGAACAAAGCUUCCUCAUUUAAUAUGUUAGUAAAGACGACUAACGUGUCUGUGUUUUCUUUUAUAUAUGGUGAGCUUGGUUUAUCAUAGAAGUACAGUAUUAGUGACAUUUUUUUUUUAUCACUAGCAUGAAGACACUUCUAUGGCUCAGCGCUGCUAAAGACAACAAAUAAUUUUACUUUUAAAUUCAUCUAUUUUUAUAGCAUAACAGAGCUAUAUUUGCAGUUUUGUCUUGAAAUAAACCUUGUCUGGUCAUUGAA
Messenger RNA from Doryrhamphus excisus (bluestripe pipefish), 5900 nucleotides. The record is from RefSeq and is a predicted model, not a curated record. Lineage: Eukaryota; Metazoa; Chordata; Actinopteri; Syngnathiformes; Syngnathidae.